AUGUCCCGAUUUUUUGCUGGUGGCUCCGACAGCGACGACUCGUCUUCGGACGAGGAUCUGUACGGCUCUGGCUCCGAGUCCGGCUCCGACUUUUCCCAGGACGAGCAGGACGGAGGAGAUGAUAACGACGAUGACAUGAGUGACGAUUCCAUGUUUGCUGACGACUCUGACGACGACAGCGACGACGACGAGGACCUGGGCGGCAAGGGCGCAUCUUACUUCCUCAAGUCGUCCACCGUGGCCGACUCGGACGAUGAGGAGGAUACCGGUAAGAAGACGGUGCUGUCUGCCAAGGACAAGCUGCUUGCCGAGCUGGCCAACUGCUCCAAGCUGAUUGACAACGGCAAGCGAAUCAACGACUGGGUGUUGAUCCAGGGCGAGUUUGACAAGCUCAACAAGGCCAUGGAGCGGUUCACCAAGCAGCGACAUGGCCUGCCCCCCAAGGUCUACAUCCAGUGCAUUGUUGAGCUGGAGGAGUUCCUCAACACCCAGCUGGAGGACAAGGCUGGAAUCAAGAAGAUGAACGCGUCCAAUUCGCGAGCAUUCAACACCGUCAAGCAGCGGGUGCGAAAGAACAACAAGGAGUACGAGGCUGCCAUCGCAAAGUACAGCAGUGGUGGUGACGUGGCAGAGGAAGAGGAGGAAGAGAACAAGGAGGACAAGCCCAAACCCCGGGCCAAGGAUGAGUUUGUGCUCACCGCUCCCUCCCAGGCUUCCAAUGAGGAGUUCACCACCGUUGGCAAGGCUGGAAAGGCUCUUGUGUCCCCCACCGACAUGUUCAAGACUCUCAAGACCGUUCUGGAGAGCCGAGGUAAGAAGAACACCGACCGGGAAGACCAGGUGCGACAGCUGGAGAACCUGCUGCCAUCUGCCUCUACCGUCUACCAGAAGAUCUCUGUCUACACCAUGCUUGUGUCUACUCGUCUGGAUCUGUCUUCUGCGUCUGCUGCUCUUGCUCCCGAGAACUGGCUCAAGGUUGUGGGCGACCUCAACGACCUGCUGUCUAUUCUCGAGGAGAACAUUGAUACCUAUCACGUGAUUGAGACUGCCCCCGAGAUUGAGGACGUUGAGAAGGGCCCCGUUGCCCGGGAAGACGGCGUCAAGCUCAUUCCCGGCUCUGUGGCUUCUCUGGUUGAGCGUGUGGACGACGAGUUCACCAAGGCCCUCCAGUUCAUGGACCCUCACACUACCGAGUACGUGGACCGUCUGAGAGACGAGACCAAGCUGUACCAGACUCUCCUCCGAGUGCAGAUGUACAUUGAGCAUGUCUCCGACGAGAAGGACACUCUUGGCCUCGCUCGAAUCCUGGUUCGACGAGUCGACCAUCUCUACUUCAAGCCCAACAAUGUCAUCAACAUGACUGAGCAGAUUGCCUGGGGUGGAGUCAAGGGCGAUUCCAAGGCCACUCCUCGACCUACAGAGAAGGACCUCACCUCAUCCACUUACCCCACCACGCUCAUUUCGAACAUGUGCUCCGUUCUGUACAAGCAAAGCAACACUGUGUUCCGAACAAAGGCCAUGCUGGCUCACGUCUACCACUACGCUCUGAACGACGAGUACUACAAGGCACGAGAUAUGUUCCUCAUGUCCCAUCUGCAGUCGUCCAUUGCCUCUGCUGAGCCCCAGCUGCAGGUGCUAUUCAACCGAACCCUGGUGCAGCUUGGUCUGUGUGCUUUCCGAAGCGGACUCAUUGCCGAGGCCCAGCAGUCGCUCCAGGAGGUCUGCUCUUCUCCUCGACUAAAGGAGCUGCUCGGACAGGGUCUGGCGAAGUACGCCCAGGCCGGAGUUGUCGACAAGCAGCGAGUGCUGCCCUUCCACACCCACAUCAACCUCGAGCUGCUGGAGUGCGUGUUCCUGUGCUCGUCGUUGCUUAUGGAGAUCCCCUUUAUGGCUGCCCACAACACGUCUAUCGACGCUAAAAAGAAGGUCAUUUCCAAGCUGUUCCGACGAAUGCUCGACUACCACGAGCGACAGGUCUUCUGUGGCCCUCCCGAAAACACCCGAGACCACAUUAUGCAGGCUGCCAAGGCUCUGCAGCGAGGCGACUGGGAGGCUGCACGAGAUCUGGUCUGUGCCAUCAAGAUCUGGAGCCUGCUCCCCAACCCCGAGGCUAUCAAGGCUAUGCUCACUGACAAGCUCCAGAUUGAGGGUCUGAGAACCUAUCUGUUCACCUACUGGAACCACUACUCAACGCUGUCUCUGAGCACUCUGGCCGACAUGUUCCAGCUGCCCGUUAAGGAUGUGGCUGCCAUUGUCGCCAAGAUGAUUGCCCAGGAGGAGCUUCCUGGAUCUCUUGACCAGAAGACCAACUCGGUCGUGUUCACACAGGCUGUCCAGCAGACCAAGCUGCAGCAGCUCGCCGUGGCACUGUCUGACAAGGUCAUCCAGCUGGCCGAGCGAAACGAGCGGCUCGUGGCUGGCGGGUACCAGUUUGACAAGAUGACCCAGCCCCAGAAGAGAAAGACGCAGAGAGCUCGAUAG
Messenger RNA from Yarrowia lipolytica CLIB122, 2481 nucleotides. RefSeq lists its product as uncharacterized. The record is from RefSeq and is a predicted model, not a curated record. Gene Ontology annotation, cellular component: eukaryotic translation initiation factor 3 complex. Gene Ontology annotation, biological process: translational initiation. Gene Ontology annotation, molecular function: RNA binding; translation initiation factor activity; translation initiation factor binding. NCBI's taxonomy places the organism in Eukaryota, Fungi, Ascomycota, Dipodascomycetes, Dipodascales.